GUAACAGAUCAAGAUAUGCAAAACCAGCUUAGAUUCAGUCUGCAUGCAUCAGAUAUGACACCUCAAACUACAGAAUGGCUGGUCCAAACCACAGAAGACGGAUCUGAGCAAUAUUAUUAUAAUCCUCGUACACAGGAAAUGAGAUAUUCUAUGCCUCCCGAAGGUGCAAUGGAGGAAAAAAUAAAAGAAGCUUUAGGCUCUAGUAGUAGCCAUGGUAGCUUGCAUGAAUCCUAUCAUACCAACUCUCCAAGAUACAUGGAUCAUGAACAUAACACUGAAAAACCACCUGUACGUCCUGAACGUGCACCAAAUAGAAUGAUGAACGAGGAAUUUGGAAACGAUUUUCGUCAUAGUAUUCGUCCUGUGCAGCACCAGAGACCCAGUGAAGAGUACGAAGAUGAUGAUAGGGUAAAAUAUAAUAAAAAAACCGCGCAUGCCCUCAUUCUCACUAAUUAAGGAUAAAAACUAGCUUCCACCUAAUUGGACACGUAAAAUGACACCCAAAGGUAGAUACUAUUAUUACAACAUGGCAACAGAAGAAACAACAUGGGAACUGGAGAACAUUGAUCCUGAUACUGGCAUUCUUAUUUCUUCGUUACCCGAUUCAUUUCCCACAUCACCAAAGCAAUACACAAGUAUAGAUGAAAUGUCAAUGAACGAUCAAUCAAGCAGCGUUUACAGCGAUGAUAAAGUGGCUAUUUCAUGGCAAAGUCUGUCGACAUCCAUUGGCCAUGCAGUUCAUAACCUGAGAGAAUCCAUUCGCCAGGGACAAAAUGCUUAUUUUGGAGAGGAUACAACCACCAUUGUACAUCGAAUUCGAUUAUUACUUUAUGUAUCCAACUGUCUGGAUAAGGAAACAUCCGUCCAUUUGAAAGCCAAUAAGCAGCUUCGUACACAACAUCGCACUCUUUUAGCCUCUCUGGCCAAACUCGUGCUUGCCACCAAAGUCGCUUCCAAUGCUUUGGCCAGUCCUGAAGCACUGUCUAAGUUGCAGUCUGAUUCUGAAGACGUCAUGGUAUCUUUACGCCAUUUCCUGACAUGUGCUCAGCAAGCAUCUAUAGAAAUUAAGGAUACCAAACCUUCAUUAACAUGCGAUCAAAACUUAUGGCGUCAUAGCCCCUUUGUGAUCAAGAACAGCAGUGGAAUUAGUAUGCUUGGUAAAGCGGACAUGGUGAAUGCAACUCUGGUAUUAGUAAACAAUGUGCGAUCUGCCAUGAAUGCAUUUAUGGACAGUGUGCGUGAUGCAUUUUCUAAUUUUGAAAAUCAAGAUAUUCAAGGCACGUUAGUAAAAUUGAAAGCCAAUGCCCCAAUGCUUGUUGCUCAAUUUAGAAAUCUCAGUAACACCACCAGCAUCCUAUUAAACUCGAUUGAAGAAGUCUGUCAAUUAAAUCAGGGGAAUGCCAAAGCUUUAAUUUUAAUUAAAUCGAAGCAGCCCAUUUAUGCCGCUAUGGGUUCUUUGUUUGUUGUGUCUCAAACUAUCACAAGCGUAGAUCAAGAUGCCGCUCAAAUGGAACUCGCCUAUCAUCGUCUGGUACAAUGCAUAGAGGUGAUUGAAUCGAGUAUCAGCCAUGUCUUGGAUGCUACACACAAACAAACAGACGAUAGAGUGGAACCCAAUAAUAGCUCCACUGGGUCAAUUGGUGAUGAUGAAGAUAAAUCCGAGGAAUUUACGACUCGUCCACCUGAUAUUGGAUUGAACACACUCUUGUCAAGUUCUUCUCUGGCUGAGUCAGAAACCAGUAGUUUGCAUAGUUUGAAUAAUGUGCGUCAAGUCAAGGAAGGAAAGAUUGCUAAAUUCUUUGGUGAAGACACGAUGGAAGCAGCACGCCGUCGUGAUACAGUAACAGCUACUCCUACAUCUACUGUGCUGAAUGCAUCCAUGUCGAAUGCGGGUAUGAGUAGUAUUCACGGAGACAUACCCUGGUUCCUGGCAUCUGACGUUGGAGCCAACGAUAUGGUACUAAACAUGGAAGGUAAUGUGAAGGGAGGUUCAUUACAUGCACUUGUGCAACGUUUAACUCAACACGAUCAAUUGGAUUCUAAAUUUAAUUCGACGUUCUUACUGACGUAUCGAUCAUUUUGUACAACCGAGGAAUUAUUUGAUGAGCUCUUUCAACGCUAUCAAUUGGUCCCACCCGAAGAAUUAACCUCUGAAGAAUUGGAAAUAUGGAGAGAAAAGAAACUGAAACUAGUUCGUCUAAGGGUUUUUAAUGUCAUUAAAUCAUGGCUUGAAACUUACUUUAACGAGGAAGAAGACAGACCUAUUUUACCAGAAAUUAGUCAGUUUACAGAUCAUGUAAUUGUAGAAUCCAUGAAAUUUGGUGCAGAACAAUUAUCGAAAUUGAUCAAGAAACGUAUGCAAUCCGAAGAUUCAGGACAGAUCCGAAAAAUGAAAUUAAAUGUACGUACAGCGGAUAUGCCGGCACCUAUUUUACCCAAAAAUAUGAAGCGAAUCAAAUUUCUCGAAUUGGAUCCACAUGAAUUGGCCCGACAAAUGACAGUAAUGGAUUUCCGACUUUACAACCGUAUUAAACCUGUUGAAUGUCUUGAUAAAAAUUGGGGUAAACCUGAUACAGAAGUCGGACAUAUUGCUGCCAAUGUAAAGGCCUCAAUUGAACACUCAAAUCAAGUGACAGCUUGGGUAACUGACUCUAUAUUGAGUAAAGAUGAAAUUAAGAAGCGAGCGGUUGUCAUGAAGCAUUGGAUAUUUGUUGCGGAACGGUGCCGCUUAUUAAACAACUAUAAUACAUGUAUGGCCAUUCUAUCUGCAUUCGAUAAUGGAUCUAUUGGGCGGUUAAAGCGUACGUGGGAAUUAAUCAGCGCUCGUUCUAUGCAGAUUCUUCAAAACAUUCGAAAGUUAAUGGGCGCAAAUCGUAACUUUAGCGAAUAUCGCGAAAUUAUUCAUAAUGUGAAUCCACCGUGUAUCCCGUUUUUAGGCAUUUACCUUCAAGAUUUAACUUUUAUUGAAGAUGGCAACUCUAACUAUCUUAAGAAAACGAAUAGCUUAAUUAAUUUUGCUAAACGAAUGAAGACAGCUGAAGUGAUUCGAGAUCUUCAACAGUAUCAGUCAACCCACUAUAUGUUGACAGCUGUACCUGAUAUCCAGGAAUUUAUAAAGACACAUUUGCAUUCUAGCAGAGAAGAGGAAGAAUUAUAUAAUUUAAGUUUAAAAUUAGAACCAAGGGAACGUGGCGAGGACACAAUUGCUAGAAGACUAAAGGAAUCCGGUUUAUAAAUUAAAUAUUUUUGAUUGGAUAAAUAAAUUUGUAUGACUUGCAUUUUUUUUU
Mucor mucedo is the source of this 3287-nucleotide messenger RNA. Its product is annotated as ras guanine nucleotide exchange factor domain-containing protein. Gene Ontology annotation, molecular function: guanyl-nucleotide exchange factor activity; protein binding. The record is from RefSeq and is a predicted model, not a curated record. Gene Ontology annotation, cellular component: plasma membrane. The coding region runs from base 494 to 3235 and encodes 913 amino acids. The transcript is spliced from 5 exons. NCBI's taxonomy places the organism in Eukaryota, Fungi, Mucoromycota, Mucoromycetes, Mucorales, Mucoraceae. Gene Ontology annotation, biological process: Ras protein signal transduction; positive regulation of GTPase activity.